This is a messenger RNA of Dimorphilus gyrociliatus, 373 nucleotides long. Lineage: Eukaryota; Metazoa; Annelida; Polychaeta; Dinophilidae. The record is from the annotation of a GenBank genome assembly.
AAUGUAUGCGACACUUUACGGCCGAUUAGACGCGAACAUCUGCCAAACUGUUAACAUUGAAUGCAAAAUUGGUAGAAGAUUAGCCAAAAUUGGUGACGCGCUUGACGAAAAGUACAAGAAACGCCAUAAGAAAAAAGACGAUAUGGGAGGGGCGUCGAAUAAAUUAAAUAAAUCUAAGGAAACUAAUGAAAAAAGCCUCUUAUCUCAAUCAUUACCACUGACGGUAAGCUUUUCAUGUAUAAAAAGGGUCGGAUUCGUAAAGGAAUUAAUUAAUUCCCGAAUGUACUUUUUGAACAAUCUUCAACAAAGCCGUACUUUAUCAAACGAAAUUUCGCCGCGGCUAAUGAAAGCGUGUCAGUCUGACAUCACGUGA